AUGACUGAACUACGCUUUGAUAACCAGACGGUUGUUGUCACGGGCGCCGGCGGCGGCCUAGGAAAGGCAUAUGCCCUCUUCUUUGCCUCGAAGGGUGCUAACGUUGUUGUGAAUGAUCUCGGUGUCUCAUCAAAAGGUGAAGGCAAAUCAGCAAAGGCAGCAGACGUCGUUGUCGACGAGAUUCGUGCCGCCGGCGGAAAGGCCGUCGCCAACUAUGAUAGCGUCGAAAACGGUGAAGCUAUCAUUGAUACAGCAAUUAAGAACUUUGGUCGUAUCGAUGUACUCCUCAAUAACGCCGGUAUCUUGCGGGAUAUCAGCUUUAAGAACAUGAAGGAUGAAGACUGGGAUCUCAUCAACCGCGUUCACACUUACGGAGCAUACAAGUGCGCACGAGCUGCAUGGCCUCACUUCCGGAAACAAAAGUAUGGCCGUGUUAUCAAUACCGCCUCUGCCGCCGGUCUCUACGGUAACUUCGGCCAGGCGAACUACUCUGCUGCCAAACUAGGCCAGGUUGGCUUUACAGAGACUCUGGCCAAGGAAGGCGCCAAAUAUAAUAUUAUUGCCAAUGUCAUUGCUCCUAUUGCUGCUAGCCGCAUGACUGCCACUAUAAUGCCACCAGAUGUCCUGGAGAGUCUGAAGCCUGAUUGGAUUGUUCCCUUGGUUGCCGCUUUGGUACACUCAUCCAAUACGACCGAGAGUGGUGGUAUUUUCGAAGUUGGUGGCGGCCAUAUGGCCAAAAUUCGAUGGGAGCGUGCCAAGGGAGCUUUGCUGAAGACAGAUGUAUCUCUGACCCCAGGUGCUAUUGCCCGCAAGUGGGAUGACGUCAACGAUUUCUCCAAACCUGAGCACCCAACUGGACCUGCUGACUUUAUGGGUCUUCUGGAAAAUGGGCUGAAGCUGUCUAGCGCUCCGAAGGGAGAGGAACCCGACUUUAAGGGCCGCGUUGCCCUCGUCACUGGCGGCGGUGCUGGCCUAGGUCGCGCAUACUGCUUGCUUUUCGCCAAGUACGGUGCCUCCGUUGUUGUUAACGAUCUGGUGGACCCCGAGCCUGUGGUUCAGGAGAUUAAGAAACUCGGUGGCCAGGCCGUUGGCAACAAGGCCAACUGCGAAGAUGGUGACGCCGUAGUCAAGUCUGCUAUCGACGCUUUUGGUCGCAUCGAUAUCUUGAUCAAUAACGCUGGUAUCCUGCGUGACAAAGCUUUCACCAACAUGGAUGACAACCUGUGGAACUCGGUCAUCAACGUUCACCUUCGUGGUACCUACAAGGUGACCAAGGCCGCCUGGCCUUACUUCCUGAAGCAGAAGUAUGGCCGUGUGGUCAACACUGCCAGUACCAGCGGUAUCUACGGCAACUUUGGCCAAGCCAACUACGCCGCGGCCAAGCUGGGAAUCUUGGGUCUGUCCCGUACCUUGGCUCUGGAGGGUGCCAAGUACAACAUCAAGGUCAACACCAUUGCCCCAAAUGCUGGUACCAACAUGACCCGUACUAUCAUGCCUGAGGAGAUGGUCCAGGCUUUCAAGCCCGACUAUGUCGCUCCUCUGGUUGUUCUACUGUCCUCUGAUGCAGCCCCUGAGCCCUCAACUAAGGGUCUGUUUGAAUGUGGAAGUGGCUGGUUCAGUCGCACUCGCUGGAACCGCUCUGGCGGCCACGGUUUCCCCGUGGACGUCAAGCUAACCCCCGAGGCCGUCGUAUCCAAGUGGAAAGAUAUUACCAAUUUCGACGAUGGACGUGCUGAUCACCCCGAGGAUGGCUUGGCAGGUAAUGAGCGUAUCAUGGCUAACAUGUCCAAUCGUUCCGGCGGAGAUCAGAAUGAGAUCCUCCAGAACAUUGAAAAGGCUAAAUCCGCAAAAUCCGAGGGAUCUACUUUCAACUAUGAGGAUCGUGAUGUUAUCCUCUACAACCUCAGCGUGGGUGCUAAGCGCACUGAUUUGCCUCUGGUCUACGAGAACAGCGAGCAUUUCCAGGCUCUUCCCUCUUAUGGAGUGGUCCCCUGGUUCAAUACCUCCGCCCCUUGGAAUUUUGACGACAUUGUUAAGGAUUUCUCACCCAUGAUGCUCCUCCACGGAGAGCAGUAUAUGGAGGUUCGCAAGUUCCCAAUUCCCACCACCGCCAAAACGGUGACAUACCCUAAGCUCAUCGACGUUGUCGAUAAGGGUAAUGCCGCGCUAGUCGUGACUGGCUUCACCACAAAGGACGCCAAGACCGGCGAGGACCUCUUCUACAACGAGUCGACUGUCUUCAUCCGUGGCAGUGGUGGCUUCGGUGGCUCUCCCAAGCCCACUAGUGUGCGUGCCAAGGCUGCCACCGCUGCUUACAAGCCACCCAACCGCCAGCCCGAUUCCGUAAUUGAGGAGAAGACCUCUGAAGAUCAAGCAGCGCUCUACCGUCUCAACGGCGAUCUCAACCCCCUUCACAUUGACCCUGAAUUCAGUAAGGUCGGCGGCUUCAAGACUCCUAUUUUGCACGGACUGUGCUCGCUCGGUAUCUCAGGCAAGCACGUCUUCGGCAAAUACGGGGCUUACAAGAACCUGAAGGUUCGGUUUGCUGGUGUUGUUCUGCCCGGUCAGACCCUCCGCACCGAGAUGUGGAAGGAGGGAAACACCGUGCUCUUCCAGACUAUCGUUGUCGAUACUGGAAAGCCUGCCAUCACUGGCGCCGGUGCCGAGCUCCUUGAGGCUGCAAAGGCCAAGUUGUAA
Penicillium taxi is the source of this 2697-nucleotide messenger RNA. It is a transcript of the gene mfp, whose product is annotated as putative peroxisomal multifunctional beta-oxidation protein (MFP). The record is from RefSeq and is a predicted model, not a curated record. The transcript is spliced from 3 exons. Lineage: Eukaryota; Fungi; Ascomycota; Eurotiomycetes; Eurotiales; Aspergillaceae. Bases 1 to 2697 code for a protein of 898 amino acids. Gene Ontology annotation, molecular function: oxidoreductase activity.